Messenger RNA from Rosa chinensis, 1337 nucleotides. RefSeq names its product E3 ubiquitin-protein ligase KEG. The record is from RefSeq and is a predicted model, not a curated record. NCBI's taxonomy places the organism in Eukaryota, Viridiplantae, Streptophyta, Magnoliopsida, Rosales, Rosaceae. Gene Ontology annotation, biological process: protein phosphorylation. The coding region runs from base 162 to 1337 and encodes 391 amino acids. Gene Ontology annotation, molecular function: ATP binding; protein kinase activity. The transcript is spliced from 6 exons.
CGGCUUAAUCUCGAGGCCCCGAUCUAUCGUUAGCUGAGGUUAGAUGUUGCUCGGGUUUUGGCAAUUAAAAACCCAAGCUUGAGCCCUUCGAUCUCUCUUCGUGAACUAAAAUCCCAUUCCUAGAUGCCAAGUUCUCUGCUAGUUUAGUUCCUGUCGAAUCUAUGCCUUCUCUUCUCUGGCAGAAAUUGCCGUGUCCUAAAUACAACCCUACUUUUGGUCAAAUGCAAAUAAGGGCACUUUUCUAUUCUCAUUGCAGAGCAUUGGUAUCCAAGAUUAUGAACUUCCUGCAACGAAGCAAUGGCUCCUGGGAGUUUUGCAGCUUGAAUCUUCUAUUGCAUAUUGACGUUGGCAGAUUAUUGACUUGGAGCCUGUUGGUUCAUCAAUGUAUUUAUAGCAGCAGAAUGGAGCAGCAAAUUGCAAAAGAAAAGCCUGCAAUUUCUUUCGAGUAUGAGCUCUUUCAAGACCCUGAUCAUCUAACAACUGUUGUAGCUACACUCACUCCAACUAGUCCCUGGAUCAAUCCUGCCUCAUUGAACUUUAAGUACCGAAUUGGACGGGGCCCCUUUGGUGAUGUAUGGUUAGCAACUCAUCACCAGUCAGCAGAUGAUUAUGAUGAAUAUCAUGAGGUAGCAGUUAAGAUGUUGCAUCCUUUGAUGGAGGAGGACAGAGAAAAGUUUCUGCACAAGUUCGAAAAGUUAUUUUUCAAGUUCCGCAGACUGUGCGGUGUUUGUUGGUUUCAUGGUAUCUCAAUCAUUGAUGGAAGGAUCUGCAUCGCUAUGAAAUUUUAUGAGGGGUCAGUUGGUGACCGAGUUGCUAGGUUGAAGGGUGGAAAACUUCAACUUUUUGAUGUUUUAAGGUAUGGGAUUGAGUUGGCAAAAGGAAUUUCAGAAUUGCAUUCACUAGGGCUUCUGGUGCUAAAUUUGAAGCCGUCCAACAUCCUUGUAGAUGAACACGGCCAGGUGGUCCUUGGAGAUUUUGGAAUCCCAUUUCUACUUCUUGGGGCUUCAUUGUCUAAUCCUAAUAUGGCUUUUAGACUUGGCACUCCGAACUACAUGGCUCCAGAACAGUGGGAACCAGAAGUGAGGGGUCCUAUAUCUUUAGAAACAGAUUCUUGGGGCUUUGGAUGUUGCUUUGUAGAGAUGUUGACUGGUAGUCAAUCCUGGUUUGGGAGUUCAAUUAAAGAGAUAUAUCAUUCAGUUGUGAUCAAGCGAGAAAAGCCACCUGUUCCAAGUGGUUUGCCUCCUGCAGUGGAGAAUGUUAUCAACGGCUGCUUUGAGUAUGAUCUCCGUAAUAGGCCCUCAAUGGAAGAUAUCAUACGUGCAUUGGAAAGCUGGUAG